Molecule: messenger RNA, 1587 nt
Organism: Orcinus orca (killer whale)
Lineage: Eukaryota; Metazoa; Chordata; Mammalia; Artiodactyla; Delphinidae
Gene: ASGR2
Product: asialoglycoprotein receptor 2
Exons: 9
Coding region: 323-1231 (302 amino acids)
Molecular function (GO): signaling receptor activity
Source: RefSeq, a predicted model, not a curated record
AGGGCAGGAGAUGCCAGGUUAGAAGCACUUGGACACUCAGACACACAGGUUCAGGGCCCUCGCCUGGACAGGCCCCCUCCCCUUCCCUCCUUUCCUCUGUGAGCACCACCUGCUCCACUUCUGGCUCAAGCCCCUCCUUCACCCUGGGGCCUGGGCUGCCUGGGAGACUGGAGAGUCAGCCCUCCAAACCUGUAGCAGAUCCAACCCAAACAGUUGCCUCGACCUACUAUCAGCCUCCGCCUGAAUUAGCAUCUUAGCACAGCAUCAAGCCCGAGCUCAGCCCCAGCCCCAGCCCGGGUCCAGCCACAGCCCAGGAUCCAGCAUGGCGAGGGACUUUCAGGACAUCCAGCAUCUGGGCUCUGAGGAGAACGACCACCAGUUUUGCAGAGGUGAGGGCCCAGGCACUCGCGGGCGCAGUCCCAGGAGAGAAGAUCCAUUCUGGAAAGGGAUGCCGCCUCCCCAGCCCUUUGUCCUGCAGCGUCUCUGCUCCCAGCUCCGCCUCAGUCUGCUUGUCCUGGGCUUCAACAUCCUGCUGCUGGUGGCCGUCUGUGUGAUGGGGUCCCAAAGAGCACAGCUGCAAGUGGAGCUGCAGACUCUAAAGGAAACUUUCAGCAACUUCUCCUCGAGCACCUUGAUGGAGAUCCUGGCUCUAAGCUCCCAUGGAGGCAGCGCCGGUGACAAGGUGACAUCUCUGGAAGCCAAGCUGGAAAAACAGCAGCAAGACCUGAAAGCAGAUCAUGCCACUUUGCUGCUUCAUCUGAAGCACUUCCCGAUGGAUAUGCGCACGCUGGCUUGUCAGCUGGCAUUCCUCCAGAGCAACGGCACAGAGUGCUGCCCCGUGAACUGGGUGGACUAUGAAGGCAGCUGCUACUGGUUCUCUCGCUCAGGGAAGCCCUGGCCUGAGGCUGAGAAGUACUGCCAGCUGGAGGACGCCCACCUGGCGGUCAUCAACUCCAGAGAGGAACAGAAAUUCAUUGCACAACACACGAACCCCUUUCAAACCUGGAUAGGCCUCACUGACAGUGAUGGCUCCUGGAGAUGGGUGGAUGGUACAGACUAUAGGCACAACUAUAAGAACUGGGCUGCCACUCAGCCAGAUGACUGGCAGGGGCACGAGCUGGGGGGCAGCGAGGACUGUGCUGAGAUCCGGGGGGACGGCCGCUGGAACGACGAUUUCUGCCAGCAAGUGAAACGCUGGGUGUGUGAGAUAAAGCGGAACAUCACCAUCUAGGUGUCCUGACCUCCAGCAGACCUCUGACCUCCAGCAGACCUCUGACCUGCAUCCUGCCUGCCUCCAAGUCCUCCACUGGGCAUUUUGAAGAAAGGAAGAAGAGAGUCCUCAGAGGUGUGGGGAGGGGUUGAGGAGAGAUAGAAGGGGGUGGUUGAAGAAGCUCAGACCUUGGGGAGACUGAGAUCCCGCCUCCUUCUGAAAGUCACUGUAAUUACUAUUAUAAUUUUUGGCCUCCUCAGUGGAUUAGGAAAAGGACAGAUACUUGAAACUCUGCGUGGUUUGGUUAUUUGGAACUGGGAACUGUAGGGUACAAAGAAGAGGGAGGGAGAGGGUCUGGAAGAGAGAAAGCUUAAGUG